GGCGCGUUAGGAUGACAGCGUUGGCUCAAGUCAAGAUGGCAUGGUUCAAAAUCCAUGCGGGAUCCAAUUGAGACGAAAAUUGUUCGUUCAUUUCAUUUAUGUGCUGAAAGAUAGAAUGCCUGUCAUUUAAUUUAUUGUAGUAUUACAAAGUACUUUCAAAUGUAAACAAUCUGGAACCUCCUCUGGAUACUAUUUAUACCCGAAAUUCCAAUGGAGUGCCAAUUCAGCGCUUAGUAAAAGUAUUGUCUGAGCUGAGUGGUAAGAUGAACAACAACAACACCAGCCCAACAUCCCAGUCUUCUACUCCCAAGAAGCAGGCUGUCUCCUCAGAAUGUAGUAAUGCCACAAGAGAAGUGUAUAAAACAUUGCAGAAAGGAGACUCAACGUUUGGUUACAACUUUAGGAGGGAAGGAAGUAUCCAUAGCAUAGAGAAUGAACUAACAACAAAAAGAAUCACCAAGGGUGUGAGAGAUGCACAUGGUGGAAAGGAAAAGUGUCCAUUUACUACAGCUGAAAUAGAAGGGGCUUGUUACCGCUACUUUAAAUCGCUAAGGGAUUCUGAGAGAAGAAAAGAGAAAGGAACCAACCAGAGACAUGCUGUUACAUCCAGGAGGCAAAGCAGAAGACGAGAA
Molecule: messenger RNA, 632 nt
Organism: Saccostrea cuccullata (small rock oyster)
Lineage: Eukaryota; Metazoa; Mollusca; Bivalvia; Ostreida; Ostreidae
Exons: 5
Source: RefSeq, a predicted model, not a curated record